GGUUACUGCAUGUGGCCUGGUGCCCCUGGUGGGUCCGGUGUACCCCUGACCUGACCCGAAGGUCUGCUGGUAAACACGAGAGUUCGAUAGGCAUAAAAUUGUGCCCCCGUGUCCCAGCGGCACUACACAUUAGCCCUAUUGUUACGUUGUAAUAUUAGGUGUAUAUAAUUAUAACACAAUGGACGUAUUUCUAAUGAUCAGGCGGAAAAAAUUGACGAUAUUCACCGACGCUAAGGAUGACACCACAGUCCUCGAGCUGAAGAAGAUGAUCGAAGGUAUAAUGAAAGUACCACCGGCAAAUCAACAGCUAUUUAACAAGGAGAACCAGCUAAUGUCGGACAGCAAGACUUUACAGGAUUACGGACUGACAUCGGCAACUGCAAAAGCGCAGUGUCCUGCAUUAGUCGGCUUAGCUCUGCGUCAGCCUGAUGGCCAGUUUGAACCUCUCGAAAUGACACCGUUCUCUCUACCGCCGGAUCUCCCCGACGUUAUGAAGUCCCAAGAAAAUAAUGGUCAAGAGCAAUCACCUUGAAAUAACGCGGACGACAUUGCGUCGGGCGACGAUGAAGUUUUGUGUUCUGCGCAAUCUAGUAAUCGUCAGGACAGCUCUGAAUGAUUAAAGAAAAAGGGGCAAAAGGGAAAUCUUACGUAUCACGUAUGUGAAUAUUAGGGUGUGAAUAUUAUGGUAACGAAUACUAUAAUAUUGUAUGAAUAUUAGAUACAACUUUACACAAAUAUUCAGAGCUGCAAAAUUUUUCAAUAUUCAAUUUAAUGAGGAUGCUAUAUAGUCACGCGAUCUUCAGUCUUAUAAGGACAUGUGAUGAGUACCAAUUUGUACUUUAUUAUUAGACUGAAAGUGAUAAUAAAAAUAAAAAAAUUCUGCUCACUAUUGCGCAUCAAACCAAAUUAAUAUAGCUAUAUUAAAAUUAACAUAAGCGUUUUGUUAUGGUCAAAAUGCGAGAUAUAAAUACCUCAACUUAUGUACAUUUAAGUUACAGGUAUAGCUUAAUUAUUUUAAAGUACCUUUUUUAGUAACUUCUUUCAAACUGAAUGUCUAUCUGUGCUGUAUGUUACUUUCGCUUACACGUCCUAGUGUCGCAAGGAGAAUCAAAUUAUUAGAUGCAAUAUUUUAUCGAA
This is a messenger RNA of Vollenhovia emeryi, 1137 nucleotides long. It is a transcript of the gene EloB, whose product is annotated as transcription elongation factor B polypeptide 2. Gene Ontology annotation, cellular component: elongin complex; VCB complex. The coding region runs from base 179 to 532 and encodes 117 amino acids. The record is from RefSeq and is a predicted model, not a curated record. Gene Ontology annotation, biological process: transcription elongation by RNA polymerase II. NCBI's taxonomy places the organism in Eukaryota, Metazoa, Arthropoda, Insecta, Hymenoptera, Formicidae. Gene Ontology annotation, molecular function: protein binding. The transcript has 3 exons.